Messenger RNA from Pseudozyma hubeiensis SY62, 2793 nucleotides. Its product is annotated as chitin synthase. The record is from RefSeq and is a predicted model, not a curated record. The transcript has a single exon. The coding region runs from base 1 to 2793 and encodes 930 amino acids. Gene Ontology annotation, cellular component: cell septum; cell periphery. Lineage: Eukaryota; Fungi; Basidiomycota; Ustilaginomycetes; Ustilaginales; Ustilaginaceae. Gene Ontology annotation, molecular function: chitin synthase activity.
AUGCCACCUCGCUAUCCAUUCGGCGGUGGGCCACAGUCCGAUGAAGCUCAUCAUCAGCCGCAAGAUGCGCACGGUCACAAUGCGUAUCCAACCUAUGACAUGGGCGCAGAUCCAGCCACUCCGCCUCACGUAGCCUAUGACCAGUAUAUGCCCCCUUCGACAGCAGGCGAUCAUUCCGGCUACGACCUGCCCUCCGCCAACUACUACGACGGCCAUCGUCCCUCGUAUCCGCCUGCCAACUUGAGCCCGCCCCGCAUGGCGAAUCCGUACGCAGACUCACAGCCUCAACACGGCGGUGUGGAUCCCUUCGAUGAGCAUGAUGGCGAUGUCCCUCUCCUGCCAAGACAGGGCAACUACGCGUAUGCUCCCGCCUCGCAUUUCGACGAGCAUGGGAACCAUGUUGGCCCCAUGGACAAGUACGCCGAUGGUGACGACGACGUGAUGGACGAGGAUGUCGUUAAUGGUCAUGCGAGAGGACGGCUGCUGCGGACGCAGGCUCCCCAUGACGACGAUUACACACCCGGCGGCUUUGAUCCAAACUUGCUCGAAAAUGGUCAGGCUGGAGGAGUCCGCUUCGGCAAGAUCCCUCAGCGUGUACCUCGACGAUACAAGACACUCAAGAGGGUCGAGCUGUACCACGGCAACCUCGUCCUUGACUGUCCCGUGCCCUCGAAGCUGCUCGACAAGCUCAACGACCGAGAGUCUCGAGAGUUUACCCACAUGCGAUACACUGCAGCUACUUGCGACCCGGACGACUUCAAGAGCGAGCGUUACACCUUGCGACAGGUCCUCUUCGACCCGCCUCGCCGCACCGAGCUCUUCAUCGUUCUGACCAUGUACAACGAGGAUGAAGAGCUCUUCACUCGCACCAUGCACGGAGUCAUGACCAACAUUGCCCACCUCUGCACUCGAGAACGCUCCAAGACGUGGGGCAAGGAGGGCUGGAAGAAAGUCGUCGUCUGCAUCGUCUCGGACGGCCGUCUCAAGAUCAACUCGCGCACCUUGUCGUGUCUCGCUGCCAUGGGUGUCUACCAAGAGGGAGUAGGUAAGAACGUCGUCAACGGCAAGCCAGUCACCGCGCACAUCUACGAGUACACGGCGCAGCUCUCGAUCGACCCCAGCAUGCACUUUAAGGGCCGCGAAAAGGGCAUCAUGCCCGUGCAGAUCCUCUUCUGCCUCAAGGAGCGCAACCAGAAGAAGAUCAACUCGCAUCGCUGGUUCUUCAACGCUUUCGGCCAGAUCCUGCAGCCCAACGUCUGCGUGCUGCUCGAUGUGGGAACAAUGCCGAGACCUCGAUCUAUCUACCACCUGUGGAAGGCCUUUGACAUCAACUCCAACAUUGGCGGUGCAUGCGGUGAGAUCGUCGCUCUCAAGGGCAAAUUCUGGGGUGCGCUGCUGAAUCCGCUCGUGGCAGCGCAGAACUUCGAAUACAAGAUGUCCAACAUCCUCGACAAGCCGCUCGAGUCGGUGUUCGGCUACAUCACGGUGCUUCCAGGCGCCUUUUCGGCUUACCGCUACAUCGCACUGCAGAACGACGUUCACGGCCAGGGUCCCUUGCAUUCCUACUUCAAAGGGGAAACGCUGCACGGUGGUCAAUCGGACGCCGACGUCUUUACAUCCAACAUGUAUCUUGCCGAGGACCGCAUCUUGUGUUGGGAGUUGGUGUCCAAACGGGAUAGCGCCUGGAUCCUACACUAUGUCAAAUCAGCGCAAGCUGUCACGGAUGUGCCCGACCAAGUUCCCGAGCUGAUCUCGCAGCGUCGGCGAUGGCUCAACGGAUCUUUCUUCGCCGGCAUCCAUUCGAUUAUCAAAUUCGGCUACAUCUACCGCUCUUCGCAUUCGUUCGGACGCAAGUUUGCGCUUCACAUUGAGAUUGUCUACCAGACGAUCCAGCUCAUCUUUUCGUGGUUCGGCAUGGCCAACUUCUUCAUCGCCUUCUUCAUCCUUACGAGCGCCAUGAGCGACAAGAUCCAUGCGCUCAAGGUGCCCAAUCUGGUGCUCUCGUACAUCUACAUUGCGUUCAUCAUCUUUUGCUUCUUGCUUUCGAUGGGCAACCGACCCGCUGGAAGCAAGGCUGGCUAUACACUAGCCAUGGUGGUGUUUGCGCUCAUGACGGUCUACAUGACGGGUGCAGCCAUCUAUCUGGCGGUCAAUUCGAUCCUCAAUGCGACGGGUCCCAAUGGUGGAGGAGCAGAAGCGCUCGUUACGAAUCGAACGUUUGUCAACAUCGUGAUCUCGCUAGCCGCUACCUUCGGAAUCUGGUUGAUCGCGAGCAUCAUGUUCCUCGAACCGAUGCACAUGAUCACCUCGAUCGUGCAGUAUCUGCUCCUGGCGCCCACAUUUGUCAACGUGAUCAGCAUCUACGCGUUUGCCAACAUCAACGACAUCUCUUGGGGUACCAAAGGCUCGGACAAGGUCAUGACCGAUCUUGGAGUCGUCGGUGGGUCCGGAACGAAUCAGGUCGAGGUAGCCAUUCCUACCGAGUCCAAGGACAUCAACGACGCAUACGACGAUGCGAUCCACGUGCUGAGCAACAAGGCGCCCAAAGCCGGACCUGGUCCGGUGGAUAAAGAGCAAAAGCAGAAGGAUUACUACGCCACUGUGCGAACGAACGUGGUGCUCUGUUGGAGUUUGAGCAAUGCGGCGCUGGUGGUGGGCAUCCUCAAUAUCAGCUCGGUGGGAACGAGAACGAUCUACAUGGGAUUCCUGUUGUACUCGGUCGCAGGAUUGGCCCUGUUCAGAAUGAUGGGGUCUACGAUUUACUUGAUCAAGCGGCUCUUCUCCGGCGAAUAG